Petromyzon marinus (sea lamprey) is the source of this 3216-nucleotide messenger RNA. It is a transcript of the gene GOLPH3, whose product is annotated as golgi phosphoprotein 3. NCBI's taxonomy places the organism in Eukaryota, Metazoa, Chordata, Hyperoartia, Petromyzontiformes, Petromyzontidae. Gene Ontology annotation, cellular component: trans-Golgi network; Golgi cisterna; cytosol. Gene Ontology annotation, molecular function: phosphatidylinositol-4-phosphate binding. The record is from RefSeq and is a predicted model, not a curated record. Gene Ontology annotation, biological process: Golgi vesicle budding; Golgi to plasma membrane protein transport; retrograde vesicle-mediated transport, Golgi to endoplasmic reticulum.
GGUGCAGGCGGGGCCCGGAUCGACUCGCUCGGGCGAGCCACUGCCCCGCCUGGACGCCUGGACGCCGCCGCCGCCGCUGCCACAUCCCGCGUGACGUCACGGCCGCCAUGUUGUUGUCGGGCCGCUGAGCCGCGGCUCCUCGAGUCUCCUCCACCGCCCGCGCCGUCCACCUCCUCGUCCACACCUCCUCGUCAACACCUCCUCGUCCACCACCACCGCCGCCGCCCUCCAUCGUAUCGCCUCAUUCUCUCUCUCUCUCUCCGUCCCAUCUCGUCGCGGCCAUGACGACCACGCUCACACAGCGCAGCUCGGGGCUCGUGCAGAGGCGCUCGGCGGCCACGGCGUCGUCGGCGGGCGGCGAGUCGGGCGAGGAGGGCCCCGAGGAGCUCGCGGGGGGAGGCGCCGAGCUCGGCGGCGGCGGCACCGGGGCGCGCGACGCCGACGACAAGGGCGACAGCAAAGAGACGCGCCUCACGCUCAUGGAGGAGGUGCUGCUGCUGGGCCUCAAGGAUCGCGAGGGCUACACGUCGUUCUGGAACGACUGCAUCUCGUCGGGACUGCGUGGCUGCAUGCUGGUGGAGCUGGCGCUGCGGGGCCGCAUCACGCUGGAGCCUUGCGGCAUGCGACGCAAGAGCCUCCUGUCGCGCAAGGUGAUGUGCAAGUCGGACGCCCCAACAGGCGAUGUGCUGCUGGACGAGGCCCUGAAACACAUCAAGGAGACGACGCCGCAGGAGACCGUGCAGACCUGGGUCGAGCUGCUGAGUGGCGAGACGUGGAACCCGCUCAAGCUGCACUACCAGCUGCGGAACGUGCGCGAACGCCUCGCCAAGAGCCUGGUGGAAAAGGGGGUCCUCACGACGGAGAAGCAGAACUUCCUGCUCUUCGACAUGACCACCCACCCGCUCACCAACAACAACAUCAAGCAGCGCCUCGUGCGCAAGGUGCAGGAGUCGGUGCUCGACCGGUGGAGCAACGACGCGGCGCGCCUCGAGCGCCGCACGCUGGCGCUCGUGCUGCUGGCGCACGCCAGCGACGUGCUCGAGAACGCGUUUGCGCCGCUGGCGGACGAGCAGUACGAGACGGCCACCAAGCGCGUGCGCUCCCUGCUCGAGCUCGAGCCCGAGGUCGAGAGCGCCAAGCCCGGGGCCAGCGAAGUGCUCUGGGCCGUCGUGGCCGCCUUCACCAAGUAGCGGCCGCGGCGGCGCCGCGACCAGGGGGCGGUCGCGCGGAGGCGGUCGCGGCGUCGGGAGGGCGGGGGCGGCGGCGGGGAUGACGGUGACGCCACCCUCCCCCCCCCCCACUCCCCUUCCCUCCGCGCCCCCACGCCGCGCGGACGUCGUCCCCGCGAGGACUUGCGGCGAACGCCGUGCGCUCGGGGCGCCGCUCCCCCCGGCCGCGGGCGCCGCCGCCGUCUCCGUUCCCGACGUCUCUGGGCGUCCCGAGUUGGCGAUGGCGUUGCACGACGCGGGGGAGGUGCCUCUGGGGCCCGGGGAGAGGGGCGGUGAAGUGUGGGUCGCCUCGCUCGUUCGCAGAGCCGAGUGCGUCCGUAGCGAGCGAGGGAUUUUUUGUUUUGUUUCAUUCUUCCGAGACGGUGGGGGGCACGGGGCCUCCGCUCCGCCACCAGCUCGCCCCUCCGGCGCGGCGGAGGUCGUGCCCGGCAGCAGGAGAAGCUUGAGGUUUUUAUGCAAAAUCGGAGCAGUGCCUCGUUGCCAGCGACUGAGAUCGGGUGCCCGGUCACGACGGGGGGUGGGAAGGGGAUUGGAGGGGAGGCGCCGGCGGCGCUGGGAGGGUUGCGUCGUGGCUGCCUCGGCGAGUUUCCGUGCAGCAGAGGGAAUCCUGUAAAUUUCCAAAUGGAGCUCCAGCGGUGUGGAGGCCCGAGGGACGGGUGGACACAGCGACGGACGUCACCACCCCCCCCCCUCACUCUGCACCGCCACCCCCGCCUGGUGCUCUGCGGACUCGGAAAAGACUGUGCGCACAGCGGCCAUGGACGGCGCUUGCGUAGAAGAAGAAGGAGAACCAUGCGCCUGCUGCAAGCGUGGGGGAGCGAGCGAGCGUGCGAGUGUGGAGGAGCGAGCGAGCGACGAGGGAGUGCGGCAGAGUGGGCGUGUGGGCUGAGGCGCUGGCGGUCGUGGUGCUCGUGUCGUCUGGACCAUGAGGAAAGCCGCGGUUUUAUGCUGAGUGCCGUCUCAUCAACCCCCCCCCCCCCCACCACCUCUUGACUGUGUGCCCCCACUUCUGCUGUCCCAAGGCGACCGGGCUCCCCUCGGUCUUAAUAACCUCACUUAGUUCGGUCAUUCGGAGGCCGUGGAUUUAUCGGUGAGCGCCCUCGCCGUGCCCGAGUGACUCGCAACUCGACCGCACCCGUAAGAGGGAACUCGCCAGGGUUUAACUCGCUCCCUCGAUGCUUCUAAAUCAAUGCGAUGUCACAUCGCGUGGACCAACAAACGUCACGGAUUAUUCAUCGAUGUUUGCCCUAUUUGUUGCUGUUUGGAACGCCCCAGCCCCGAUUAGCCCGUUGCCACCCCUGGCGCAGCAGCGAGCAGUCGAGUCCUGCCCAGGUUGAGGGUCGGGGAGCGAAGCGGCUAGGGAGGAGGGGGACCCAGCAGCAGCCAUCAUUCACUCCGCGUUUGUGGGAGCUGGGAUUCUCGUGCUGUUAGAUUGGUUAAUUGCUGUAUUUGUAAUUAGUGGCCAUGAGCAACGAUCCCGCUCCCCCCGGCUUCACGUUAACGGGCCGGACUUCUGUCCCCCGCCAAGGCCCCCUUGCUGCUCCCCUUUGCGCUCCGCCCCUCCCUCCUCCGCUGUAAGAGGCUCGAGCGGGAGAGCGUGCGGAUGUGUGCGCGUGUGUACAGGCUCGGUUAUUCUCCCCUCUGUCCGCGUUGCUGGGCGUCGGCUUGAUUUUUAAGGUGCGGUCGUGGUACUCGGGUUCAUUUCGCCGACGUCUCGUCGGCAGCCGCGGCGUGGGGUCACGGCCGGGGGGUUGGGGUCACGGCCGGGGGGUUGGGGUCACGGCCGGGGGGUUGGGGUCACGGCCGGGGGGUUGGGGUCACCGUGGCCCCCCCGCGGUGGAGCGCCGUCAACUGAUUUGGGUUUUGUUGGGAGUCCUGUGUUCUCUAAUCCUUCCGAACUGCAUCUCUUUCUCGUGUAUCAGCCAAUCUUACUACAAUAAUAAUUAUGAUGAUGAUGAUGAUAAUAAUAAUAAAGCUUUCCUCGGUA